AUGGCCUGGGUAUCGGCUCCGUUGUUAAUAAGCGCCAAUGUUUUUGUUCACGCGUGUAUCCGUCAAUUCUCUGUUGGUAAGUCUAAUCCUACCGUAAUCCUACCGUAACCCCCCAACUUUCCAGAAUCUCUCGUCUUCUCCGGCAUCAUCUUCGGAUUCUUUCUGCUCACCGGUCUCGGCCUCACCAUUUCACUUUAUUUCGCGCAUACGGUCGCGUUGCGCCACGUCAAACCCACCUAUUUCAUGCCCUACGCUAUCGUCAAGUCGAUUCGGAUUUCCACGUUGGCGCUGGGUACGGUACUUUGCGUGCACACUAGGAGAUGUUGGAUUUACAGUAUCGUUUGCAAUUUUAUUCUCGCCGACACUCAUCAAAACCUACUUUUAUGCCAGUAUUUACGGAUUAUUCGAGACUGUCGCCGGAGCCAUCGCUUUGGAGGUUCGUGGCCUAGGAUCCGACAAUGGGGGAAAGUUAGGCCACCGUCUAAUAGUGGCUUGUUAG
Molecule: messenger RNA, 499 nt
Organism: Caenorhabditis sp. 36 PRJEB53466
Lineage: Eukaryota; Metazoa; Nematoda; Chromadorea; Rhabditida; Rhabditidae
Source: the annotation of a GenBank genome assembly